This is a messenger RNA of Aspergillus alliaceus, 2270 nucleotides long. Its product is annotated as Zn(II)2Cys6 transcription factor. NCBI's taxonomy places the organism in Eukaryota, Fungi, Ascomycota, Eurotiomycetes, Eurotiales, Aspergillaceae. Gene Ontology annotation, cellular component: nucleus. The record is from RefSeq and is a predicted model, not a curated record. Gene Ontology annotation, biological process: positive regulation of transcription by RNA polymerase II. Bases 8 to 1642 code for a protein of 544 amino acids. Gene Ontology annotation, molecular function: zinc ion binding; transcription cis-regulatory region binding; DNA-binding transcription factor activity, RNA polymerase II-specific. The transcript has a single exon.
CUGCAACAUGCCGCAACAAGAUCAUCCGCCUAAAACACGAACCCGCAAUGGGUGCGUCAACUGCCGGAAGAGUCGCGUGAAGUGCGAUGGGAAAGAACCCUCCUGCACGCGAUGUUGGCAGAAAGGCUGGGAAUGUUCCCGGGAAAAGAUGACCCUGAAAUGGGAAUCAGAUUACCACAGCCGUGGGCUGGCCUUUGGGCGAGAAGGACGGUGGGGGAAAUCCGCUGCUGCGAAGAGAAAAGGUCGAACGAUAUCUCCAGAGGAGCAGACAUGGUGUCCGAACAACACGGUCUAUCCGUGGGGGUUUCUACAUCAGAAUGUCUCGAGCCUACGGUGGCUGUACGAAGAUGAACGAACGCCCGGCCAACCAUCCUCCAUGGAUAUCAGCUUACUUGUCCCUAGAGUGGACGGGAUGGAGAUGGCAGAGAAUUCUCUUUCCUGCUACUCACCACCGCUCUUUCCGCACCCACAAGGACAAAAACAUGCGAUCAUGGUGGAGUAUUUUAUCGAUCAAGUAUGUCCUCGGACUACGGCAAGUCCGAGCAUUGCUUCUCCUUUCAUAUCGGUGAUCCUCCCGUUUUGCCUGAACGGUUCCCAGGGACUUGUGGCGCUCCAAGCCCUGGCAGCGUGUUAUUGGUCGCAGUCGAACCCAGAGCAUGCCAGCGUCGCCGUGAAGUUAAAGUCUCAGGUUCUGGGAGAGUUACGUCGUCGCAUCUCGACUGACCCGUCCUACGCCAUAUCCCCAGACCCCGAGAUUCUCGUCCUGAUUAUGAUGCUGAGUUUAUAUGACAUCGUCGACCGUUGCGACAAAGGAUGGGUGGUCCACCUGCAAGGCGCCAAGGAUAUCAUCCGGCUUCGCCGAAGACACCUCUCUGACCAGACGCAAUGUCCAGUCACAGCCUUUGCGGAGUUAUUUUUCGCUUUUCAGGAUGUGAUGGGCCGCACAGCAUGUGCAAAGGCAGAUUUGUUUGGCCCUUCCUUCUGGGAUCAGAAUGACCGCAGAGUCAAUUCGUGGAUGGGGUGUAGCCCCGAGCUGGUCUCCAUCCUCUUCGCCAUCCUCGAUCUAAGCCGAACCCGGCCGCAUAUUAACUCUGAUUUGGAUCAGGAGGUCGAGUUUAGCAUGAAAGCCGCUUCAUUGAAUGUCCGACUGAGGGACCUAGGGCAAGUUUUACCGGAUCCAGAAAACCGCGCGCUUCAUGCGGUGGCAGACCUCAAGAGGUUGGCCUGCACGAUUUAUCUUCACUGCGCCUUGUAUAACGCGGGCCCGUCCACCCCAAUCAUUCGCGGCCUCGUUCGGCAAAUCCUCCAACAGCUCUCUACCCUACUCAAAGAGAAUCUCGUGGUAAAUGCGACAUGGGCGAUUUUUGUGGCCGCCGUCGAGCUGGAUCCAGCAGAUGAGGAGAAUUGGCAGGACCCCGUCACCGGGGACUUUGUCGAUGGACGUGCCCUGAUCUUGAGAUCACUUGCCACGAUGGCCAAUUCCACGAUUUCCAGUGUGGCACGCGUCCGAUCCAUCAUCGAAACCGUCUGGCAAUCACGAGACUCCGAUCUAGCCGCAGGGUCGUCCCGACCGCAAUUGUCUCGAUACAAUGACUGGGAGUGGUAUGUUGUCCCGUUGAGCGACGCAUUAAGCCUUGUAUAGUUCGUAAGACUAUGAGUCCUCUAACAACAUCAAACCACAAGAAUAAAGCCUUUUGAUUGGCUGGAGAAAUACUAUUAUCUCCGAACUAUUCCCACCGUGGAUGACGUCACGUCUUAUAUUGCCAGAGAUUCUUGUUAUAUCAAGAAUGCAUGCUACGCUGCUAGGAACAUCCUGGAUUGAACUCAAGGAAUUGAAUCUCUUCCACUAUGACCUCUCUACCCCACCGCUCUAGGUUACAAUCUUUUAGCGGGAUAGGCAUUCCGAGAGGUCUACAGAACGAGCCCUGGCUCCUGAUUGCAGGCAGUUGUGUCGUUGGAAUCCUUUUGUGGGGGAUCUGGGACUAUCGAGAUUGGGUAGACUUUGGUGAGCGAGCUAAUCCGUGUAUAUCCGGUUUGAUCAGGAACUGAAGUCCAGGAUAGGAACCGGUGGCACACCACCAACGAUCCGCGGGUGGUUCAAAGUCAACCGACUUCGAGUUGUACGCGCCUUCAGCUAUCUAUGUGGCGAUGACCUCCAGGAUGCAUCCGCCCUACCGCGAACCGGGCCGCGGUAUCUUUCUUCCCCAAUACCGCGGAGGCCAGGAGGGCGUCCGUCUUUGAAGCCGAGGUGGGAAUAUCGCUUUCUAAAC